Molecule: messenger RNA, 881 nt
Organism: Pyrus x bretschneideri (Chinese white pear)
Lineage: Eukaryota; Viridiplantae; Streptophyta; Magnoliopsida; Rosales; Rosaceae
Product: protein LURP-one-related 12
Exons: 2
Coding region: 103-738 (211 amino acids)
Source: RefSeq, a predicted model, not a curated record
UCAAAGUCUCUAAUAUUCUUCUCUUCCUCUUCACAACGUCCAUAUUUCCCCACUCACGGAUUCGCAUCAGGCACCUCAAAACACCCAAAAAUUCAGAAGAAAAUGAAAGAGCGGGUGCUUGUGGAACCUGCGUUCGUAUUUGAUCAGGAUACCCACCUCACCGUUUCCAAAACCUCCAUCUUCUUCCCCGGCGACGGCUUCACCGUCUACGACUGCAAAGGCCAGAUGGUCUUCCGAGUCGACUCUUACGCCCCCGACGCCCACGACAGCAGCGAACUCGUCCUCAUGGACCCCCAAGGCCGCUGCCUCCUCACUGUACGCCGAAAGAGGCCGAGUCUGCAUCAACGGUGGGAAGGCUUUGUGGGUGAGAGAACGGACGGCCAAAAGCCCAUCUUCAGCGUACGGCGGUCCUCCAUAAUCGGACGGUCGAACGUGACGGUGGAGGUGUUCGGAGAUCCAGGGGAGGAGUACCAUAUCGAGGGCUCGUUCGCGCAGCGCUGCUGCACGAUCUUCAAUGCAGAGAAGGAACGGGUGGCUGAGAUCCGACGCAAAGUGGAUGCCUCCACCCACGUGGUGCUCGGGAAGGACGUUUUCUCUCUCUGUCUCAAGCGUGGAUUCGAUGGGGCGUUUGCCAUGGGAGUGGUGCUCGUGCUUGAUCAGAUCAACGGCGACGAUAACGUUUUUGAUGAUGAAGUUGUGGAGGAGGCGGAACCCACCGCCGAAGAUGAGAGAGCGUAGGUGCUUUGGAGUGGUUUAACUGUCACCUAAGUAUCCGGAGUGUUCGGCGGACCGGUGGCCUCCUGUCUUUGGGCGUAGAUCUCGAUUGUAUUUUGUUGAACUUUAAUAAUUUAAAAUGUAUAAAAAUGUAUUUUGUUAUCUCA